AUGAUCGCGGGCACGCUCGUGCAGACCUUCACAUUGGGGGGAUGGAAGAUGUUUGCCGGCCGCUUCGUGCUUGGAUUCGGGGCCGGGUUUGCGCAGGUCUCUGGCCCCGCCUACUGUGCCGAGAUUGCGCACCCGAGGAAUCGGUCCCAGGUCGCAGCACUCGUCAAUACGUGCUACUACAUUGGCGCGAUCGUGGCCGCGUGGACGACUUUUGGAGCGACGUACAUGACCCGCGCGGGGAAUUGGAGCUGGAAGCUGUGCACGCUGUUGCAGCUCGGGAUUCCCGUGCUCUGCUUGGCACUCCUGCCGUUCGUUCCCGAGAGCCCAAGGUGGCUCGUGUCGAAGGGGAGGGAGGAGGAGGCGCUGCGCAUGUUGGCGCGAUACCACGCCAACGGGGAGGAGGGGGAUGAGCUCGUGCGGUUUGAGCUGGAGCAGAUCCGCACCGCGAUCAAGCAAGAAAGGAGGGCGCGCGAGACAAGCUGGAGCACAUUCGUCAAGACGCGCGGCAACCGCCAUCGACUCGUCAUCGUCAUCCUCACGGCCAUUUUCAGCCAGUGGGUCGGUAACGGCCCCAUUUCCUACUACCUCGUCCUGAUCCUCAAGUCUGUCGGCGUUACGAGCCCUCCGGCGCAGACAGCUUUCAACGGCGGUCUGCAAGUGUGGAACUGGAUCGCAGCGGUUUCUGGCGCAUUGCUCUGCGAGCGACUCGGGCGGCGCACACUCUUCCUGACGAGUUGUGCGGGCAUGUGCGCCUGCUACGCCAUCAUCACGGCGUGUUCUGCCGCAUACACGGAUCAUGGCAACAAGGCAGCCGGCAAGGUCGUGCUCGCCUUCCUCUACGUGUACUUUGGCUUUUAUGACCUCGCCUUCAACGGCCUCACACUCGCAUAUCCCCUCGAGAUCCUACCCUACCAGAUCAGGAGCAAGGGCAUGGCGGUGCUGUUCUUCUUCAUGAUGGCGGCAGGAUUCUUCAAUGCCUACGUCAACCCUAUUGCCAUGGAGGCGAUUGGGUGGCGGUACUACAUUGUUUAUAUUGGCGUGCAGGUGUUUGCCUUUUGCGCUAUCUACUUCCUCUUCCCCGAGACCAAGGGGCAUACGCUUGAAGAGGUCGCGUAUCUCUUUGACAGGAGGGAUGGGGCGCCCCUACCCCUCGACACACCCGUUAUUGAGAAGGAGGACGGGAGGAGUAGUUCCAGCAGAGAGUUGAGGAAGGAGGGUUUGUAA
Molecule: messenger RNA, 1224 nt
Organism: Trichosporon asahii var. asahii CBS 2479
Lineage: Eukaryota; Fungi; Basidiomycota; Tremellomycetes; Trichosporonales; Trichosporonaceae
Exons: 1
Coding region: 1-1224 (407 amino acids)
Biological process (GO): carbohydrate transport; transmembrane transport
Cellular component (GO): membrane
Molecular function (GO): carbohydrate:proton symporter activity
Source: RefSeq, a predicted model, not a curated record